AUGGGCUCCCUCCUCCGGGAAUCCGGCUUGCUUCUCCUCUUCUUACUUUGUGCGAUGGGCAGCACCACCAGGAGCAGCAUGGACACUGUCUUAUCCAACACAGGUCCAGAUGUCAACAACACAGACCGUUUAGUGAAAAUCAAAAACACAGAAAUAACAACAGUAACCCCUGGACGACCAACCACCUCAGAGAGAAUCUUUGGGACCACUCGACUCUAUGAGACUUCAGCUGUCACCCACACUCCCUUGAAAUCCAAAACAUCUCUAGCUUUUGAGACCUUGGCACUAGCCAGAACUGCCUACAAAGCGGAGACUAAGAUAGCCAAGUCCUUUUCCCCAGUGGAGACACUGAUGAUAACGGAUGCCCUGGAUGAAACAGAGACCACAACCCUACUGGAGAGCACCAACCCCACCAUUCCCUCUGUUACAAUUGUCUCACAAUCAGGGACAGCCAUAGGCAAGACUCACAGCCAACCUAAAACCUUGACAAUGGCCUCUUCUACUACAGGAGCAGAGAUGGCCACAAUGGAAUCUCUCGCAAAAGCUGAAGCUUGGCCUAGGAUGAGAAUCUUCCAAAAAGUAGUCUGGAAAUCACUAAUGGAGCCACCCCUGCUUCCUCUUCCAACCCACCGAAGUCAUGGAAAACAUGGACAUCACUCCAGAGGACACUAUGACUCCUUACAGUCUGUGACAGGUGACCCCUGGGCUUCCCCUUUGAACAGUAGCAUCCCAGAAAACUAUGAAACCAGCACCAAGACCCCCACUUUCACUGAGGCCAUGACCACAACAGAUACUUUCACAGAAUCAGAGAUCUCAAACUCUUUUAGGACCAUUGUCCUUGAGGAGACCUCUGGAAUAACGAUACCCCAAGGAACAGAGACUGUCAUCAUAGAAGAAAUAAUACCCUUUACACUCGUGGCUGAGUUCACUGAGAUAGCAGAUAUAGCCAGCAACACCAGAGAAAGAGAAGGGACCCCGGUCAAGACCACAACCCUCCUUGAGACUUUGACUACAGUCAGUCCCUUUACAGAAGCCACCAUGCUGACAAGCAAUCUCAUUGAUACCUUCCCUCCAACUGAUAGCACCCCAGAAAUAAAGACAGUUACUGGUGUAACCCUGCCCAUGGUCUAUACCAACUCAGAAGCAGAGACUACAACCCCUGAGAAAGAUACCUCUGCUGAGACUUUGGGUGUAGCUGGCAAUAACUUGGAGCCAAAGACCAUAGGUGAGGAAACAACCUUAACUGGUGACAUCACAGAAAAAAUCGGGAUUAGAGCUAAGACCACCGUUCUCCCUGUCUCAAAGACGAUCGACAGCUCUACAGAAGAAGGGAUCUCAACCUUCUUAAAGACUAAUUUCUUUUCUGAGACAUCAGCUUCAUCUUCCUCAGCUGAAGAAGAGUCGAACGCAGCUGUUGAGACAUUGACAACAACCAACACAAUCACCAUGGCAUUAUCAACCACAGCUGAAACUCCUACUGCAGUUGAGACUUUUGAUACCACAGGUAAAAAUGUAGAAACAGCCAAAAUGGCAACGGACACCUUGAGUACGAUUUACAUUCCUACCACAGAAGAAGCUACAGCUCCAAUUGAGACAGCUGUCUUCACUGAGGUCCCAAGUGCAGUUACGAUCUCCACAGAGGACAGGUCAACAGUAGCCAAAUUCACCACCCCCGCUGAGUUUUCACACAAAGUCUAUACCACCACAGAAGGGACAACAGCCCCAGGAAUAAAUUCCUCCCAAGACAAGACUUUAACCUCAAGCCAGAUCCCAGCAACAGUCUCAAUAGGAAAGCAUACUGCCACUGCCCUGGUGAAUCAAAACACCAAAGCUGACUCCAGUCACGAUGGAGGCUUUCUCCUCCUACGGCUGGUUGUGUCCUCCUCCCUGGACCUCACCGAUCAUAAGGUGGCAAAGGAGUUCCUGCAUAAGCUUCAUCAGGAUCUGCAGGUGCAGGUCCCCUACACCCAAAUCUCCUUGGUGAAGGUCACCAGGGUGUGAGGAGUUGUUAGCAGCAUCCUGGAGAGUGACUUCAGUAAAGAGAAAAUAAUGCUGCUGAUAAUCUAUAUCUCCACAAGCAGGACCGCAGGCCACAUUUUUGUGCAAAGGUGUUCCUGGAAGGUCCCAAAAGA
Messenger RNA from Trichosurus vulpecula (common brushtail), 2132 nucleotides. It is a transcript of the gene MUC20, whose product is annotated as mucin 20, cell surface associated. Lineage: Eukaryota; Metazoa; Chordata; Mammalia; Diprotodontia; Phalangeridae. The record is from RefSeq and is a predicted model, not a curated record. The transcript is spliced from 5 exons. Bases 1 to 2001 code for a protein of 666 amino acids. Gene Ontology annotation, biological process: hepatocyte growth factor receptor signaling pathway.